CGUGUUAUUUAUUUAAUUAUUUAUAGUAGUAAAGUCCAGCCAGGUUGUGGUUGAAAUAUUUCCCACAGAACGUAAACGCAGCAUCAGGUCGGUUUCUACAGUAACGCCUGACAACAGAGCGGGAGAUGGUUUACAUUACAGAGGACAUGGUCCGCCGACGGGCCGAGCACAACGAGGGCGAGAUCUUCUCCCUGGAGGAAGUUUCCCUUCAUCAGCAGGACAUCGAGAGGAUCGAGCACGUGGACAGGUGGUGUAGAGACCUGAGGAUCCUCUACCUGCAAAACAACCUCAUCCCCAGGAUAGAGAAUGUUGCUCGCCUGAAGAAGCUGGAAUAUCUGAAUCUGGCCUUGAACAACAUUGAAGUCAUUGAAAACCUUGAAGGCUGUGAGAGCCUGCAGAAGUUGGAUCUGACGGUGAAUUUCGUGGGCCGUCUGAGCAGCGUGGAGUCUCUGAAACAUAACGUCCACCUCACCGAGCUCUUUCUGGUGGGGAACCCCUGCACUGAGUUUGAGGGCUACAGGCAGUAUGUGGUGGCCUCUCUGCCUCAGCUCAAGUGGCUGGACGGGACGGAGAUCAGCCGGUCGGAGAGGAUUCAAGCCUCUCAGGGACUGGAUGACGUAAAGAGGCGAGUCUGGGAGCAGGAGAAGGAAUACCUGAAGAGGAGAGCCAGAGAGAGAGAGAAGGCUCAGAGGAAGGCAGCAGGAGAGGAGAAAGGAAACGAAGAAAGGAAACUGGGCUGUGAUGGUCGCUGGCACACUGACAUCAACAACACGAUUCCAGUGUCGGAGGAGAAUAAGGAGAACCAGGAGACGGAAGACAACACCCUGAACUCUCACCUGGAUGACGAGCAGCGAGAGAGGGAGUUCUGGCAGACACCGUGUUCAUUCACCCCCGAAUCUCGUCUGGAGGCUCACCACCACCUGGAGGAGAAGAAGAAGGCGAAGGACAAGCAGAAAGAGAAGAAGCCGAAGGCCCAGAGGACGCUUAUCACUGCUGAUGGACGAGUUUUGAACGUCAACGAGCCCAAGCUGGAUUUCUCUCUGACUGAAGAUGAAGGGAACAACACGAUUGUCUUAGACCUCUCAGUUUACAGACACAUGGACACCUCCCUGAUAGACGUGGAUGUUCAGCCAACGUAUGCCAGAGUCACCGUCAAAGGAAAGAUAUUUCAGAUGGUUCUGCCUGCUGAAGUGAAGCCCGACAGCUCGACAGCUCAGAGGUCCCAAACCACCGGACACCUGGUCCUCACCAUGCCCAGGGCUGAAGGUGAAAUCAAAGUGACAAAGAGCGUCCAACGUCCACUCAGAGCGAGUCAAACCAGGCGCAGCAGUUCGCCGCAGGACAAUAAAAGGAAAUGUAAUGUUCCUGUGAUGCUGGAAGUGGACCCCAGUAAACACACAUCCAUCGACCUCGCCAACAUCGUAUCACGCCACAGCGCCAAAGAAGGUCCUCCGGAAGCAUCCAGGACGGCUGCACCUUCCACCUCAGCUUGCAGCACCUCCUCCGAAGGGUUUGUGGACGACCCUGAAGUCCCCCCACUGAUGUAACAUUUCAGAGACACAUCUGUUGUGUACAUCUUGUUGUUUCUGAGCCUUUCAACCCUGUAGCCUUUCACAUAGUAGAAAAUAAAAGAUAUUUUUCUGUG
This is a messenger RNA of Scatophagus argus, 1645 nucleotides long. It is a transcript of the gene dnaaf11, whose product is annotated as dynein axonemal assembly factor 11. Lineage: Eukaryota; Metazoa; Chordata; Actinopteri; Scatophagidae. The transcript is spliced from 12 exons. Gene Ontology annotation, cellular component: cytoplasm. Gene Ontology annotation, biological process: outer dynein arm assembly. The record is from RefSeq and is a predicted model, not a curated record. The coding region runs from base 126 to 1547 and encodes 473 amino acids. Gene Ontology annotation, molecular function: protein binding.